Eimeria acervulina is the source of this 672-nucleotide messenger RNA. RefSeq lists its product as hypothetical. Bases 1 to 672 code for a protein of 223 amino acids. The record is from RefSeq and is a predicted model, not a curated record. The transcript has 3 exons. Lineage: Eukaryota; Apicomplexa; Conoidasida; Eucoccidiorida; Eimeriidae.
AUGUCCUGCUGGCGCUCCUGCUGCGGCAACUUCUGGAACAGCAGCAGCAGCAGCAGCUCAUCAGAGCUGAAUAGCCACCGAACGGUGGUCUCCAAGGCAUCUACUCCCUCUACGCAAUCUUGGGAAGAGGAGCCAGUCGAGGUGGAGGCUGCCGAACAACCCGAGGAGCAACCCAACUUCCAGCCCCAUAGCGAAGCCAAUGCAGAUCUGCUUGCCAAGAAGUGGAUUACACAUGUUCAAAAGCGAGCAGCCAAGGUCUGGGAGAGAGACCAGGUUCUCACUCUUCUUCGAACAGUAGCGCUGAGCGUAAGCUUUACAGACGAUCCCAUUUUGGGGGACCCGUCUCCCAACGCUCCCUGUGUGCUGUGGCAUGGCGACACUUCUGUAGAGCAGGGCCUUCCCGUUAUUCAGGUGCAGAAGACUGGCCAGGAUAAGACUGUCCCUAGCUACGUGUGCAAACUAUUGUCCUUUCUUUUUGCUGACGAUGAAUCCCUCAAGAUGCUCAAGCAGAUGGCGGCAGGGCAAGUGAGCAUGAACUGCGGGAAUUCGCAGUGUGUUCGUUUGUCUCACUUUGUGGGAUACACACCUAAGUGGGCGGCAAAGUACCAGCCUCCUGCCAAGGCCAAGGCGCAAGCCAAAGCCAAAGGGAAGGCCCCACCCAAGAAAGGGUAA